Messenger RNA from Neolamprologus brichardi, 1016 nucleotides. The record is from RefSeq and is a predicted model, not a curated record. Lineage: Eukaryota; Metazoa; Chordata; Actinopteri; Cichliformes; Cichlidae.
UCUUCUCCUGAGUAAACACUUCCCACAGAAGGAUCCGUCAGUACUUGACAAAAAACACACAUCAUGUUUCACACCUUGCUCUUUUUCUUUCUCUUGUGCUCAGGUAUGACUAUACCAGAAGAAGACACAGAGGCGGGUCAGACUGGAAAGUACUGCCUAGUGGCUAUUGGCAGACUGCAGGUGACCAGCUCUCCAGUCUCAAUGGAUAUGAACGGCCUGUCAGUUCCCACAGAGUUCCUGUCACGUCACAACUCUGAUGGUGUCAUCACUUUUGUGGAUCCACGCUGCAUCAGUGUCAUUGGUUAUCAGCCUCAGGACCUGCUGGGGAAAGAUAUUCUGGAGUUCUGCCAUCCCGAAGACCAGAGCCACCUGAGAGAAAGUUUUCAACAGGUAAGACUGCGCUGUAGCUUUUUCCUUAAACGCAACACUUCUGUUACGUCUUUCUGUACUCAUUCACCGUCAGCAGAAGAAGCUUUUACAUCAGAUUACCAGGGCUGGCAGGGAGGUUAUAAACACAGCUGAACACAUUCUUAGAGGAAAUUUGGAUAUUACUUUGAAGCAGUCAUUAGAGGCUCAUCCAUCCAUUGAUCAUAUUCAUGAAGCUGUCAGCAUCAGUCAUCCAACAUGUUUUAUUCCUAGACGAACACGUUUUUUUCAUCUGCUGUGGAUUUUUCCAUGUGUUCCUGUUUCCUUUGAGCUUAGCUCAAACAAUGAAACACAGCAGUUGUGGUGUUUAGUUACUGAUCACUAUCACAAGUACAAUACAAACACUUGAUCAGGAAGGUCAGGCUUGAUCAGUCUAAGAUAAGUAAUGGGGAGAGGAGAAAUCCAGUAACACACAAAUACAAAGUACAUCAACAACUCUUUUACAGACACAGCCAUCCAUAAGCUGUCUCUCAGCAGAUGAUUGGGUUUACUGAUCGUGUAUUGUGCUUAUGUCGACCACUUUUUCAUUUCUCUGUCACAAGUAAAACUGAUUGUGAUCAUGUAGGGGCUUAACUUUAAUUUUCUGAAAG